CGGACAUGCAGUUCAACGAUGACCGGUGGCACAACGUGCUCGUCAAGAGGUUCGGCAACAGAGCCGAGGUGCUGGUGGAUGGACGCUAUGGUGCACAGGGCGCGGCGCCCGGCUUCUACGAGGUGCUGAGCGUGGCCAAUGGACUGAUGUUCGUGGGUGCUGUCGUGCGGCCGGCCGGCUCGGACGGCUCGCGCGAGACGCAGCGCGGCUUCGCCGGCUGUCUGGACAACCUUCAGCUGGACGGCCACCGGCUGCCGCUGCACGCGCGCGACAGCAGCCGCUCGGCGCGGCUGCAGCAGACGGUGCGUCUGUCGGCCCGCUGCCGGGCCGAGCUGGCCGAGCCGGACGCCUGCGGCCACCAGCCCUGCCUGAACGGCGGCCGCUGCUCGGCGACCGCCGCCGCCGCCGGCGGCUUUAGCUGCGCAUGCGCAGUCCGCUUCCUCGGCGAGCGGUGCGAACAGGACACGGACCCGUGCGCCUCGUCACCCUGCCUCCACGGCGGCGUGUGUACCAACGUGGCCGGUGACUACCGCUGCGACUGUCCGGUGCGUCUGUCGGGCCGGCGCUGCCAGUACGGCCUGCACUGCAACCCCAACCCGUGCCGCAACGGUGGCGCCUGCGAGGAGGGCGCGUUCGGACCGCUGUGCAAGUGUCGCGGCUUCACGGGGCCCCUGUGCACGGUGGACGUCAACGAGUGCCUGCAGAGUCCGUGCCGCAACGGCGCCACGUGCGUGAACGUGCCGGGCGCGUUCCGCUGCCUGUGCGCGGCCAACUGGACGGGCACGUACUGCGGCCUGACGGCGGCGGCGCCGGCCGCCCGGCUGCCCAUCACGCUCGAGCACAUCGUCGGCAUCGUGGCGUUCGUGCUGGCGCUGUUCCUGGUGGUGCUGCUGGUGGUGUGCUGGCGCCAGUCGCGGCGCAAGCGCAGCCGCACGCCGCGCCACCCGCUGGCCGGCAACCAGGACGCCUCGAACGAGAUCCUGCUGCAGAACAUCAAGCCAAAAAACCAGCGCGGCGAGUACAAGCGGAUGUCCAAGGUGUCCAACUUGGAGGCCAACAGCUCGGUGGCAGCGACUCUGCCGGUCCGUCCGGCAUCGUUCACCGGCGGAGCCAACAACCGGGCCUCCGAGCCGCAAUACUCGACGCUCAACAACCUGGACACCAUCCGCAGCUACGGGUCGGCAGCCGACGACCUGGACGGUCCACCACACAGCGCCUGCCAGUACUUGCAGAACUUCAACAAGCCCACGGCGAGUGUGGCGCCCUCUAUGGCGGCCACAGCCUCCGACAUGAGCGCCACCAACACUCUGGAGAAGUCCUACCGGGACAUGGACAAAAACAUCAAGCCCUCCUACUACGACAUGCACAAGAUACAGAACGACCUGACGGACCCGCAGCUGGCGGCGCUGAACAGGAUCCAGCUGCCGCCGCUGGACAAGCCGCGCCGUGAGGGCGGCGCCACCGCUCUCUCCUCCCCGGAAACACCAGAUUACCACUGGGACUGUUCGGACUGGGUUCGCACCAGUCAGAAUCCCCUGCCAAAUAUCACGGAGGUCACGGGGUCAGAGGUCAAGGACACGUCCAGUUACCAUAGCAACGAGAGCAACGAGAGCAACACUGCUGUUCGCGCCCCUGCCAGCGUGGCCAUGGCGGACGACGACGACGUGCUGGAGACGCUGAACGAAGACCAGACGUCCGACUACGUGGGCGAGGGCGACGGCGACGACAUCACCUCGGACCUGGACACGCUGCCCGAGCCGACCGACUUCGACCGCAUUCUGUCGGCUCACGGCAUCGAGCUGGGCGGCUCGGCGUCCGAGCUGUCGUCGGUGGCCGGCGGCGACCUGGCCUACGGCCUGGCGGCGCACCCCAACCUGUACCUGCCGGCGCACAGCGGCGCCGACACGGACGGCGAGGCGGACGGUCUGCUGCACCGGCUGGACAGGUACCGGUACCCGGCGCGCAACCGUCUGCCGCUGCAGCUGGGUACGUACGCCGAGCUGGAGUCGCUGACGGCCGGCAGUCAGAGCGAGGACGGCGGCCAGCUGUGUGACAUCGAGUCGGACGACGCCAGCUCGCGCAUCUGACGGC
Pollicipes pollicipes is the source of this 2091-nucleotide messenger RNA. Its product is annotated as fat-like cadherin-related tumor suppressor homolog. Bases 6 to 2087 code for a protein of 693 amino acids. Gene Ontology annotation, molecular function: calcium ion binding. Lineage: Eukaryota; Metazoa; Arthropoda; Thecostraca; Pollicipedomorpha; Pollicipedidae. The record is from RefSeq and is a predicted model, not a curated record. The transcript is spliced from 8 exons.